Messenger RNA from Pogona vitticeps (central bearded dragon), 3627 nucleotides. The record is from RefSeq and is a predicted model, not a curated record. Lineage: Eukaryota; Metazoa; Chordata; Lepidosauria; Squamata; Agamidae.
GCGAGCGAGCAAGUGAGGGUGCGCGGAGGGCCGAGCUGCUAAGGAAUAGUAGGAUGGCAGCUGAGACACUGAACUUUGGGCCAGAGUGGCUUCGUGCUCUCUCCAGCGGCGGGAGUGUUGCUUCCCCCCCACCCUCGCCGGCCAUGCCAAAGUACAAACUAGCCGAAUACCGAUACGGUCGAGAAGAGAUGUUGGCACUUUAUGUCAAAGACAACAAGGUUCCCGAGGAAAUCCAAGACAAAGAGUUCUCGGCUAUUCUUCAGGAUGACCCCCUGCAGCCCCUGGCGUUGGUCCCCUUAACGGAAGAAGAACAGAGGAACUUCUCCAUGUCUGUGAACAGUGUUGCCGUGCUCAGGCUGAUGGGCAAAGGGAGUGGGGCUGCCCCGGCCGGAGUCUCCCGGGGGAGAGGCAGCACACGAAGCCGAGGCCGAGGGCGCGGCGAGAGCGGCUUUUACCAAAGAAGCAUCGAGGAGGCCGAAGGAGCGUUUGGUCGUGGCGGGGCUCGCGAGAUCCAUCGUAGCCAGAGCUGGGAUGACCGAGGAGAGCGGCGAUUUGAGAAGCCCAUUCGAAGGGAAGGAGCCCGGGCCCCGUUUGAGGAGGGUGCUCCACCAGGCCGCAAGGACUUUGCCCGCUCAGACAGCGACAACUGGCGCACGCUCCGGGAGGAGCACGAAGAGGAGGAAGAGGGCGGCAGCGCGGUGGCUGGGCCCGGGGGCAGCUGGCGGCAGAGCGGGGGAGCCAGGCGGGAGAGCGAGCGCUGGCGCUCCGCCAGCCCAGGGGGCCUCGGCUCUCUUCUCUCGUCCCCGACAGACGGAGGACCUCGGUCAGCAGGGUGGCGCGAACACGGCGGGGAAGGGCGCCGGCGGAAGUUUGACUUUGACUUCCGGGAGCGUGAGGAAGAACUGCGGAGCGGCCGACGCCACCGGCACAACAGCGACAGCCUGGAGGAGGAGAAGGACGGCCUGCCCGAGUGGUGCCUCGAGGAUGAGGAGGAGGAGAUGGGGACCUUCGACUCGUCUGGGGCCUUCAUGUCCCUCAAGAAGAACCCCAAAGAGGCCGUUCCGGAGGAGCAGGAGUUGAGUUUCCAACCUCUCCAGGAGGAGGACGAGGACGGGGAGGACGAGGGGGAGGAAGAGCUGCCUGAGGCCAAGGACGGCCUUAGUCGGAGGGAAAGUGGAGACGGUCCCCUCAGCCCCGCAGCUAAGGAAGGAGCCGAGAGAGUCUCAGAACGGAAAGAUCCCCGGCCGUUGCCAGAUGAGAAGCUGCCGGCCCCGCCUGGCGCCCCGUGGCGCUCGGUGCCCUCUUUCUCGGCGCCUGCCAUCACCCCAGCUGGAGAAUGUGAAGCCAUCAGGCCCGGGGGCUCAUCAAAAGCCGAGGGGCCCGCGGUAGCUGCCGGUGACCACCUUGACGUGGAAGCGAUGGAGAGGGAUCCAGGCAUCCUCAACCCGCCAACCCAGCUCAGCCCUGUGGCUGUCUCCUCUCUGCCCCCACCAGCCUCCGCCUCCUCCUCCUCCUCCUCCUCCACUGUUGCUGCUACUGAAUUCACAGUUGGGGACAACGAGGAUGAGGAUGGGAUGAAGCACCUGCAGCAGGUGAGUCAGAAGAUGGUGGCCUCCUUGCAGGACAGCUCCCUCGAAGAGGAGCACUUCACGCAGGCCAUUGCGGACCACCACAACACGGCCGCCGCCCUGCCGCUCUCUCACGAAGCCGCCAUGAAGUGGUUCUACAAGGACCCCCAGGGCGAGAUCCAAGGCCCCUUCACGACCCAGGAGAUGGCAGAAUGGUUCCAAGCUGGCUACUUCACCAUGUCCUUGCUGGUGAAGCGAGGCUGUGACGAGGGCUUCCAGCCCCUGGGAGAGGUCAUUAAAAUGUGGGGGAGAGUGCCUUUUGCCCCAGGUCCAUCGCCCCCGCCUGUCCAGGGCAACAUGGACCAAGAGCGCCUGAAGAAGCAGCAGGAACUGGCCGCGGCUGCCCUUUAUCAACAGCUCCAGCAUCAGCAGUUGCUUCAGCUGGUGAACAGUAGGCAGCAGUACGCCCAGUGUGCCCUCCAGCAGAAGGUGGCGUCAGGGGACUUGACCCAGCAGCAGCUCACCACCUUCCUCCAACAGCUACAGUCGCUCAAGCCAAGCAGAACCGGGGAGCAGGGGAUGAUUCCUUCAAUGAACCGAUCAAUAUCUGUGCCAGACACCGGGUCCCUGUGGGACGCACAUACCUCAGCCUCAUCACAAGCAGGUGGUGAAGCCAGCUUAUGGGAUAUUCCAAUUAAUUCUUCAACUCAGGGUCCAAUCUUAGAACAACUUCAACUGCAGCAUAAACUACAAGAAAGGAGGGGAGCCGAACUCAGGGCCAAGAGGGACGAGGACGAGCGGAAGCGGCGCCAGGAGGAGCAGAAGCGGCGCCAGGAGGAGCAAGAGGAGCUGUUCCGGCGCAAGCAGUGUCGCCAGCAGGAGCUGCUUCUGAAGCUGUUACAGCAGCAGCAGCAGCAACAACAGCAGCAGAAUUCGCACCCACUCUGGGGCGGGCUGGCCAAGCAGAACAUCUCCAUGAAGGCCCUGCUGGAGCUGCAGCAGGAGAGCGAGCGCCACGUGCAGCAGAAGCAACAGCAGCAGCAGCAGAGGGCCCAGCAGAGACUGCACGGGGGCCACAGCCUGGCCAGCCUCUCCUCCCAGUGGGGGGUGGAUUCAAGCUCACUCUGGAGUGGCCACGACAAGAACAGCUCCAUCAGCCUCUGGGAGGAGAGCAUGAAGAACGUUGGGCCCCUGACCAGGAGCCUCGGCUUGAAGAACAGCCGGAGCAGCCCCUCCCUGGGCGACACCUACAGCGCAUCCUCCCGGCAGAGCAGAAAGAAGACAGACGAGGAGGAGAAGCUGCUGAAGUUGCUGCAGGGCAUCCACAGGCCCCCCCAGCAGGACGGCUUCACCCAGUGGUGCGAACAGAUGCUCCACGCUCUGAAUACCUCCAGCAACCUUGAUGUUCCCACCGUGGUGGCGUUCCUGAAGGAAGUGGAGUCCCCCUAUGAAGUCCAUGACUGCAUCCGCUCCUACCUGGGAGACACGCUGGAAGCCAAAGAGUUUGCAAAGCAGUUCCUGGAGCGCCGGGCCAAGCAGCGGGCCAACCAGCAGCGCCAGCAGCAGCAGCAGGAAGCCUCCUGGCUGAGCUCCAGCAGCCUGCAGUCCCUGUUCCAGGCCAGCCACAACCCCAAGCCACUCUCCUUCGAGAACAGCCAAGCUGUGAAGAUCAAGAGGCGCCCCAUGAUGCUGCACGCCGACCCCAGCAUCCUGGGCUAUGCCCUUCAUGGCUCCUCAAGCGAGCUGGAGACGGUAGACGACUACUGAGGGAAUUCCUCGUCACAGCAAUAGGAACCUCCCCCCCCUCCCCGCCGCUGCUGCCUUGAUUUAAACCCAUUUCAGUUUCGGCUGAAGGUUGUGCACUGCAGGAGAGGCAGCCGGUUGCCCCCUCCUCCUCCUCCUCCUCUUCCUCCUACCCCCUCCCUGAAGAGGGCAGGAGCCCCAUUCGUUCAUUCGUGCUUUGGGGGGGGGGCACGCAGCAGCGGCAGGAGGCGGGCAGCCAGUGGCAGCACGGAUCAGGUGGACCAGGCCAGGAGAACGCUGAGCACUUCUUUCCUAA